Eremomyces bilateralis CBS 781.70 is the source of this 3633-nucleotide messenger RNA. RefSeq names its product sulfite reductase flavo protein alpha-component. NCBI's taxonomy places the organism in Eukaryota, Fungi, Ascomycota, Dothideomycetes, Eremomycetales, Eremomycetaceae. The record is from RefSeq and is a predicted model, not a curated record. Gene Ontology annotation, molecular function: flavin adenine dinucleotide binding; sulfite reductase (NADPH) activity; FMN binding. Gene Ontology annotation, cellular component: cytosol. The transcript has a single exon. The coding region runs from base 257 to 3511 and encodes 1084 amino acids.
UCCAGACUCGCGCAGAAAAGUUGCCAGUCCCCGAGGUCGCUGAUCAUGCAUACGCCAAUUUCUCGUACGGAGGCAAUUGCUUCGUCUUCUGCUCUGUAAAUUCCUCUCGAUUACUCUUAAGUCAUCAUAUUUUUUCAUUUUCAUAGCGAUUGACUCUCCGAUUUGAGAGUAUAUCCUCUCUGGUCCUUUGUUCAAUUGUCAAAGUCGAACAUUCCGCACAUCGGAGCGCGGGAUCGGCAUAUCGAUAGUUCUCAAGAUGCAUUUGCAAGAUACCCAGUCCACCGGCCCAUCGCCUCUGCAUUCGCCGGAGACGUUAGCCAAAGUCCUGAAGACUCCUUCGCCGCAGUCGUCAACUAGUCUCCCGUUCGGACGGACCAUCCCGCUCUCAACCAUCGGUGGACCGACGUAUGUUACCGCCCAGACGCUCGCUCAGCAUGUCGCCUACACGCUCUCCGACAAGAUCUUCACAUACUCCCCCGAGUCAUUCGACCUAGACAUCGCCAUCAAGUCAUGGAACGAGGACAACGAAAAGAAUGCGUUUGACCUUGUGCCAGGCUUGCAGCAGUUGCAAGCGCGGGCCGGGGCAGGCUCAAUUGCUCUGGGAUAUAUGUUCUCGAACGACUUUGACUUGAGCAAGAGGCAUAUCCCGCAGACUAUCGUAGCCUCGUCCGCAACGUUGGAAUUGCUCCGACCCUCCCUGGAUCAGCUGUCGCUCCUCUACUCCCUCGCGAACCCUCUCGUGGCACAUGUCGCUGCUGUGGAGCUGGCGGCAGGGAAGACCACCAAGCUGUUUGCCGACUACACACCCGGGUUGCGCCUCGCCGAGGAGUUGGGACUGGGUCUUGUCAGCAGCACCUCCGUCUAUGAGACGCAGCACAUGGCUCUCUUGGCGACCCUUCUCGCCGAUGUCCUUCCGACGAUCCACAUGUUCGACGGCGUCGCAAUGGCUCGUGAGACAACUCGCGUGGUCGAUAUCCUGGACCAGCAUGGCGUUUACACCAACUAUCAGGCGAUCAAGAAGGCAUACAGCAACGCGGAAUCCACCCACUUAGAUAACGAUGGCAAAGUUCUCCGGGUUCUGAAGGCCUUCAACGAUGAAUUGGGAACCGAAUAUAAGCCAUUUGAAUUCUUCGGGCACGAGUCCGCGGAAUCCGUCCUGGUGACGUUCGGAAGCGCGGAAGCCUCCAUCGCCCGACAGGUGGCGACCAAGCUCUCCCGAUCUGGCCAGAAGGUCGGCGUUAUCAACGUUAGGGUGUACCGACCGUUCAUUGAAGAGGCUUUCCUCGAGGUAUUGCCAAAAACCGCAAAGAGGAUUGCGAUUCUGGGACAGGUGUCGGACGAAAGCGAUAUGGACACUUUAAACGAGCAUUCCAUGCUCUUCAACGAUGUUUUGGCCACGGUCAACUUCUUCGGACAUAGCGACGGUAUCGACGUGGUCGACUUGAAAUACGUCUCUCAGACUUGGACCGCCGCUCGUCUGAAUGAGCUGAUCCAGAAGAUGGCCAUAUUCGAGCAGUCCGCAGGUAUCGAUCCUUCGAAAAUCGCUGCCGACGAGUACAACAUUGAGCUUGUCGAUGAAUCAGCCAAACAAUACUCGUUCUUGGAUUCGGAUAGGUCUGCAACGGCCAGCCUCCCGAGCUUAUUAGGGGAGCUAUUGGCGCAGGAUUCUUCCAGCAUCAUUUCAACAAGGACGGCUUUCGAUCACUUGGCCCAAGGUGGUGUAGUUCGCACUGAUAUCCGAAGCUCGACAUCCGAGAUUGAAGCACCAUGCUCCACCACAUCCGCCGACAGCAUCUUUGUGGGCAGUGAUAAACUUCUGAAGGACUUUGACUUUGUCCGCAACCUGAAGCACCAAGGAACUAUCCUGAUUUGGUUGCCUGGUGUCAAAGACGAAGAUGUGGAGAAGAAGGUACCCGAAGCCACCCGAAAGGCCAUCGCGGCAAAAACCAGCCAUAUCUGCAUCAUCGACUCCGCCGCUUCCGCAGCCGUUGCAGAGAACAAGGACAUGGAGACUCAAGUCGUCCUGCUUGCCGUGAUCAAGGUUCUCCGACCAGACCUAUACUCGUCGGUUCUGCAGAAUCUUGGUAAUGAUACCACGCCGCUCGAGGAGGAUGUGUCAAAAGUCGUCCGGGACUUCCUCGUGCCCGAAGAAUGGUCCGCUGUCGAAUUGGAUCCCGAGACUCCUGCAAAACCUGCGGAUAUCACCAUCAACAGCUUCGUUCCGUUCAAGGUUGAAGAAGUGGAGGGGCCAACCGCGAUUAAGUCCUGGCAUACGGCUGCUCAAGGUCUCCUGUUCAAGGAAGCCUAUGGCACUCAGAAGACCCUCCGUCCGGAUCUCGCGAUGAAGACGCACGUUGUCACUGUCAAGGAGCGACGUCGUCUCACUCCUGACAGGUAUGACCGUAACAUCUUCCACAUCGAAUUCGACCUGGGCACUAGCGGUCUCACCUACGCUAUCGGCGAGGCCCUCGGCAUCCACGCUGAGAACGACGCCGACGAGGUAUCAGCAUUCAUGAAAUGGUACAACCUGGACCACGACGAUCUCGUGGAGGUACCCACGCGGGAAGACCCCAGCCACUACGAAGUCCGCACCGCCUACCAAGCACUCCGCCAAAACAUCGACAUCUUCGGCCGCCCUCCCAAGCGAUUCUACGAAGCUCUCUCCGACUUCGCCACCGACCCCAACGAGAGAGCUUCUCUCCUCGCCCUCAGCACCGCCGAUGGCGCCGCCGAAUUCAAGCGUCGCGCUGAAGUCGACACUAUCACCUUCGCCGACACCUUCCAGGAAUUCCCAUCCGCGCACCCGCCCCUUCCCGAUCUAGCCCGUAUUGUCCCGCCCAUGAAGCGCCGCGAGUACUCCAUCGCCUCAUCCCAGCGCGUCACCCCGACCUCUGUGGCUCUGCUCAUCGUCACCGUCGGCUGGGUCGACCCCGCCGGCCGCGACCGCUUCGGGCAGGCGACCCGCUUCCUCAACGCGCUGCCGGUGGGUGCGCCCGUCGUGGUGUCGGUGAAGCCGUCGGUGAUGAAGCUCCCGGCCUCGAGCACGGCGCCAAUCAUCAUGGCAGGACUGGGCACGGGGCUCGCGCCGUUCCGCGCGUUCGUGCAGGAGCGGGCGCUCCAGCGCUCGGAAGGCCAGCCGAUUGGGCCGGUGCUGCUGUACAUGGGGUCGCGCACGCAGCGGGAGGAGUACCUGUACGGCGAGGAGUGGGAGGCGUACCAGGCGGCCGGGGUGAUCACGUUGAUCGGCAAGGCCUUCUCGCGCGACCAGCCGCAUAAAAUCUACAUCCAGGACCGCAUGCGGGAGACGAUGGCGGAGAUUCGCGAGGCGUAUCUGCAGAAGGAGGGGAGCUUCUACCUGUGCGGGCCGACGUGGCCGGUGCCAGAUGUGACGGAGGUGUUGCAGGCGGCGGUGGAGGAGGAGGCGAAGGCGGCGGGGACGAAGAAGGUGGAUUCGAGGAGGGAAAUUGAGCGGCUGAAGGAUGAUGGGAGGUACGUGUUGGAGGUCUACUAGACCAUUGGGUAUUCGGUACAAUCACGCGUGUUGCGUUUUUUCAUAGUGGAUAGAUAGCACAGGGGAGGUACCUAUUGUUGCAUAGAUUCCCGGUACCAAUUGCAUUACUUUAAAAAAAGGGU